AUGAAGAUGUAUUCAAGUUUGAUGGUGAUCUGUUGUUUUGCAAUGUCAGAACAAUCAUGUUUGUGUGGAUCCUGGUAUACACAGGACAUUGUUUGUGACAGCAAAAUAGUCGUUAAGGCUAAAAUUGAAUCAUUUUCAAUGAAUGAUUACUACAAAAAUUACCAAAUAUCCGAGACAAAGAUCUAUAAAGGGAAAGGAACGUAUGAUACCUUAACUGAUAAAACGACACUGGAGACACCAAUAAGUUAUAUGGCAUGUGGACCCGUAGAUUUGAAAGUAGGAUCAAGCUAUAUUCUCACAGCCUCUAUACAUAAUGGCAAAAUGGAAAUUAGCAGUUGUGACCUCAAAGUUGAGGCUUCCAAAGCAUCGAACACCAUGUUAGAAGGCCUUGCUGGAAAAUAUGAAGAGAACUGUGAUUGCAAGACGCCAAAUGAGUUUGAUCAACAGAUUGUACUUUGGCGUACCAACAAGCAACAUUGUGGAUACCCACAUUGUAAUGACAAUGAUGAUCUCGUAUGUGCUAGGGAUGACAAUGAUUGUAAAGAUCAAGGAUGUACUGGAACCGAUUCUGUUUAG
This is a messenger RNA of Mytilus trossulus (common blue mussel), 576 nucleotides long. Its product is annotated as metalloproteinase inhibitor 2-like. Gene Ontology annotation, cellular component: extracellular matrix. The record is from RefSeq and is a predicted model, not a curated record. Gene Ontology annotation, biological process: negative regulation of endopeptidase activity; negative regulation of membrane protein ectodomain proteolysis. NCBI's taxonomy places the organism in Eukaryota, Metazoa, Mollusca, Bivalvia, Mytilida, Mytilidae. Gene Ontology annotation, molecular function: protease binding; metalloendopeptidase inhibitor activity. The transcript is spliced from 6 exons. The coding region runs from base 1 to 576 and encodes 191 amino acids.